Molecule: messenger RNA, 4130 nt
Organism: Panthera uncia (snow leopard)
Lineage: Eukaryota; Metazoa; Chordata; Mammalia; Carnivora; Felidae
Gene: ADGRG5
Product: adhesion G protein-coupled receptor G5
Exons: 13
Coding region: 867-2429 (520 amino acids)
Biological process (GO): cell surface receptor signaling pathway; adenylate cyclase-activating G protein-coupled receptor signaling pathway
Cellular component (GO): membrane
Molecular function (GO): G protein-coupled receptor activity
Source: RefSeq, a predicted model, not a curated record
CCCACCAAGCCACCCAGGCGCUCUUACGUGGCACUGUCUUAUCUCCAUUUUACAGAGGGGAAGCUGAGGUUCAGAGAGUUUCAGUAACUUGCCCAAAGUCCCCCAGCCAGUAAAUGGCAGGCUUGGUAUUUGAACCCAGGCAAUCCGACCCAGCCUUUGCCUGAGGUCCCGGCCAUCAUCACUCUCAUUGAUUGUCAGUUCAGGCAGGGGUCAUUCUCCCUUUCUGCAGACGGGAAAACCGAGGCUGAAGAGGUGCAGAGCAGAGGCAGGUCUUGAAACCUUGUGGGGUGCCACUAGGGCCAGCUCUCCCCCCUUCCCCCACUGAUAUCAGACACCUCCUUGAGGUACUGCCAUCCCCAGGAAGUGCUGCAGGAGCUGGGGAGUGAAAGCAAGAAGUGUUCUGAGCCCAGAGACCAGAGGAAGCAAGAGGCUGCAGUGAAAGAAGAAGUGAAGUGAAGUGAGAGCGUGUUGUGUUGUGUGGGGGCAAGGAGAGCAGAGAGAAGGGGAGGUCUGAGAGCCUGUGCCGAGCACUGAGGGGAGCAGAGAGGAGGCGGCCGGCAGAGACAUCCAAGUUCCCUUUUGUUCUGUGGACCGGAGCUGGGAGCCCGUGGCAACAGGACAGCAGCAGCGGCUUCACAGAUAGAGGCUUACUCAUCCGUAGAACAACCCAACCAUCUUUGGGAGCCUGUGGCACACAGCACUGGACUUGGAGCCUGGGGCCCUGGGUUUGAGUCCUGGCUUGACCACGGGACUGCCGUCACCUCCCAGGCAAACUCCUGUGUGGUUUCCAGUUUCCGCACAGUCAACUGGAACCGUCUUGGACAUCAGGUUGGAAACUAGUUUUUGGAAGAGACUGGGAACAGGACAUGGAUGACCAUAGGGUCUUUUUCCUCUGCCUGUGCCUCAUGAUUGCUCACAGUGAUACAGUGGAGGAGUCCCAAGAACCCCUGAGCUGGAUGAAGACCCUGGAGAUGAUGUCCAGGAACCGCAAUGUGACUUCGCUUCGUGGGCUUAUCCGGGGCCUGGAGUGCAGCCUGUUGAACACCAGCUUCGGGGGCAAGAACCUUACCUUGCAGACGCACAGCAUCCAGACACUGGCCUUCAAGCUGGGCUGUGACUUCACUGGCCUCGCACUGAGCAGUGCGACUCUGGAGCGGGUCCCCCAGGCCUCGGUGCCGCACGCCAUGCAGUUCCCGGCAGCGCUGACCCAGAAUGCCUGCAGGACCCGCCCCAGGGAGCUGCGCCUCAUCUGCAUUUACUUCUUCACUGACUACUUUUUCCAGAGUAUCAACUCAUCUUUGCUCAAUAACUAUGUCCUGGGAGCCCAGCUGAGUCACGGACACGUGAACAACCUCAGUGAGCCGAUCAACAUCAGCUUCUGGCACAACCGAAGCCUGGAAGGCUACACAGCGACCUGUGUCUUUUGGAAGGAAGGAGCCAGCAAGGAUCACUGGGGGGUCUGGAGCCCCGAGGGCUGUCGCACAGAGCAGCCGUCACCUUCCCAGGUGCUCUGCCGCUGCAACCACCUCAGCUACUUCGCUGUUCUCAUGCAACUCUCCCCGGCCCCGAUCCCCGCAGAGCUGCUGGCGCCUCUUACGUACAUCUCCCUGGUGGGCUGCAGCAUCUCCGUCGUGGCCUCGCUUCUCACUAUCCUGCUGCAUUUCCAAGCCAGGAAGCAGGGUGACUCCACAACACACAUCCACAUGAACCUGCAUGCGUCUGUGCUGCUCCUGAACGUCGCCUUCCUGCUGAGUCCUGUGCUGGCCAGGGCCGGGGCAGCAUGCACAGCACUGGCGGCCAUCCUGCACUUUGCGCUGCUCAGCUGCCUCACCUGGAUGGCCAUCGAAGGCUUCAACCUCUACCUCCUCCUCGUGCGCGUCUACAACAUCUACAUCCGCCGAUAUAUGCUCAAGCUGUGUGCAGUGGGUUGGGGGGUCCCAGCCCUCCUGGUGCUGCUCCUUCUUGUUGACCAGAAUUCAGUGUAUGGACCUCACACAAUCCCACUCUUCGACAGCCGGGGAAAUGGCACGGGCUUCCAGAACCAUUCCAUAUGCUGGGUGCGGAGCCGCUGGGUGCACAACAUCUUGGUCAUGGGCUAUGGUGGCCUCACAUCCCUUUUCAACCUGGUGGUGCUGGCUUGGGCGCUGUGGGCCGUGCGCAGGCUGCGGGCGCAGGAGAAGGUGCCGGGCACCCGGGCCUGCCGAGAUAGCGUCACCGUGCUGGGCCUCACCAUGCUGCUGGGCACCACCUGGGCCUUGGCUUUCUUCUCCUUUGGUGUCUUCCUGCUGCCCCAGCUCUUCCUCUUCACCAUCUUCAACUCGCUGUACGGUUUUUUCCUCUUCCUGUGGUUCUGCUCCCAGAGGUGCCGCUCAGAGGCAGAAGUGGAGGCAGAGAUGGAGGCGUUCAGCUCCUCCCAGACGAUGCCGUAGUCUGGGCCCGCUGGCCCAGAACCCGUAGCCUCUCUGGCUGCCUGCAGCCCGAGACUCUGGCUCCCACCAGAGAAGGUGGCAGGUCAGCUGCUGGACACCAGAAGCCCCUGUGCCCUCCAGGGAGGCUUCCCUACCUCCAUGGCUUCCCCGGGCCCAGAGGGCAGGGCAUUCUGCCCCGGGACAGGUGCAACCCCGCUGGGGGUCAGCAAACUUUACUGGGGUGCCUGGGCCUAGGGUACCUGGUCAGGCCCAUGGGUAGAGCACUGGCUUGGGAGUCAGGAGGCCAUAUUUCGAGGCUUGGCUCCGAGUCUUACCGUAUGACCUUGGGCCUGUCAUCUCCCUGACCCUGGUUUCCACAUCUGUGACAUGGGGCAGAUGGCUUCGGUCCUGCCUAGCCCAAGAGCUUUGUGAAGACUGAGUAAAACCAGGGCAGAAGGUCUUAGUGGGCCCCGUUACUUCCAACUGCCUGCUGGGGGCGGGGUCUCUGCCAAUCUGCCCUGGAUAUUUCCUGCUGGGCCCUGCCACCUUCCUUCUGGGGAGGGCCAGACCACAUCUUGGCCCAGGGUCCCCAGCCCAGAGCUGAGUCACACCCAGUGUCUGAGACCUCACCAGCUUAUGCCUGAGGCUGCUUUUCCUUCAGUCCCCCCAAAUUAUGAUGACCCACAACUCCAGGCCUGUUCUUAAAGAUCAGGAAGUCCAGUCCUUCCCAGAAGCUCCUCCUCCAGUGCUCCCAAGACCCCUAUAGGCCAUGUAGAACAGAAGCUGGCGAUAGGGCUUCCUGGGGAUAGGAGGGCAGAGUCUCUUUCCCCUCCACCUGAGCCAGCUGGGCCUGUGACCUGGGUAUUUGAUGAUCGGUUAGGAUCGAAUUUCCCCUGGUAGGAGUGAGGGUAUGGAUUCUAAACCCAAGCUAAGGCCACAGUUGUAGAGACCUACCUUGACCUAUCUGUCAGACCAAGAGGGAGAGGGCUCACGAAGCCAGCUGCAUUCCCAGGAUGUACACCAGAGGGCACUGUUGGCCUGUGCUCAGAGGCCGUUGGCUCCAAAAUCCAUCUGGAAAUGUCACCUGUCUGUGGACUUGACACACACGAGCUGCAGAGGUCCUGCUUCCAGAACUGCUCCUGCUGAGGGACCAAAGAAAGAGUUCUCACACCGUUUACAUGGCCAUUUCUCUCUUUUCCCAACGCAGCUGCCGGUUCUGGCUCUUCUGGGCAUAUCCGGCGCUAAAGCCGUGACCUGGGGUAGGCUCUCAGGGCGCCGCCCCAGGCCGUCAGACAGGUAAUAAUGGCUGUGGAGGGCGCGGCGAGGGAACUGGAGCUGGAUCCCUUUUCUCCUGGGGGGAUCUUCUGCCCUCUGCUCAUUUCUUGAUGCAAAUAGCCCUUCUCUGGGUGGUGAGUACUGUGGUCUCUAGAGCCAGACUGCCUGGGCUCAGAUGGCUCUGCCACUUGCCAGCUAUGUGACAAGCCGCUCAAGUUCUCUGUGCCUCAGUUUUCUAAUCUGUAAAAUAGAGGUAGUAGUAGGGGUGCCUAUUUUGAAGAUGAAAAAAAAAACCCAUAUAAAGAGGCUUAGCGCGUAGUAAGUGCUCAAUAAACGGUUAUCAUUGUUAUCAUUAGUGUUUUUGCUAUUAUUAUUAACAGAGUCAACUGAGAGGGCACGCCAUCACUAGGCACAACCUGCUGUCCCUCAGCUUCAUCACCUCCUCCC